AUGCCUGUGUGUAAGAGUUGUCACGGGACAGAAUUCGAAAGAGACCUUUCCAACGCUAAUAAUGAUUUGGUUUGUAAAGCCUGUGGUGUUGUUUCAGAAGAUAACCCUAUCGUGUCGGAAGUGACGUUUGGUGAGACGAGUGCAGGGGCUGCUGUCGUCCAAGGUUCAUUUAUCGGUGCAGGACAAAGCCAUGCCUCGUUCGGUGGUUCCAGUGCUCUCGAAUCGAGAGAAGCUACUUUAAACAAUGCGAGAAGAAAAUUGCGUGCUGUCUCUUAUGCUUUGCAUAUCCCGGAAUAUAUUACCGACGCUGCUUUCCAAUGGUAUAAGCUUGCACUGGCUAAUAAUUUUGUGCAAGGCCGGAGAUCCCAAAACGUCAUUGCGUCAUGUCUUUACGUGGCAUGCAGAAAGGAAAAGACUCAUCACAUGCUGAUUGAUUUCUCAUCGAGAUUACAAGUUAGCGUAUAUUCUAUUGGUGCAACAUUUUUGAAAAUGGUUAAAAAGCUACAUAUUACAGAAUUACCGUUAGCGGAUCCAUCUUUAUUCAUUCAACAUUUUGCCGAAAAAUUAGAUCUUGCUGACAAAAAGAUAAAAGUGGUUAAAGACGCCGUGAAAUUGGCACAGAGGAUGUCUAAAGACUGGAUGUUUGAAGGACGUAGACCUGCCGGUAUUGCGGGGGCAUGUAUUUUACUAGCAUGUAGAAUGAAUAAUCUGAGAAGAACACAUACGGAAAUUGUGGCCGUUUCACAUGUUGCCGAGGAAACAUUACAACAGCGGUUAAACGAAUUCAAAAACACAAAGGCAGCAAAACUGUCCGUCCAAGAAUUUAGGGAGAACGACGUGGAAGAUGGUGAGGCCAGACCACCUUCAUUUGUAAAGAACAGAAAUAAGGAGAAAAAGAUAAAGGAUACUCUGGAUAAAGAAGAAAUGUCUCAAACUAGUGAAGAAGCAUUGAACAAAAAUCCGAUUUUAACACAAGUGUUGGGUGAACAAGAGCUAUCUUCCAAAGAAGUUUUGUUUUACUUGAAGCAGUUUUCAGAAAGAAGGGCUCGUGUUGUAGAAAGAAUUAAGGCUACAAAUGGAAUAGAUGGCGAGAAUAUAUAUCAUGAAGAUUCUGAAGGAGAAGGUGGGAAGCGCAGAACAUCUGACGUCGAUGCUGAAGAAGAAGAAAGAGACGAGGAGAAUGAACCUGGACAUAAAAACAAAAAGACAAAGACAAUAACAAAAGGAAAAGGAAAAGAAACCGGUCAUUUUCAAGAUGCCAUUGAUGGCUACUCCCUAGAAACAGAUCCAUAUCGUCCUCGUAAUUUGCAUUUAUUACCCACAUCAGACGCAUACCUUUCUAAGGUCUGUGACGAUCCCGACAACUUGGAUGAUGUUGAUGAUGAGGAACUUAACGCUCACUUAUUGAACGAAGAAGCCUCUAAAUUAAAGGAGAGAAUAUGGGUUGGCUUGAAUGCAGAAUUCUUGCUAGAGCAAGAAAGUAAGCGAUUAAAGCAAGAAGCUGACAUUGCUACUGGUAACACUUCGGUAAAAAAGAAGCGUACGAGGCGCAAGAAUAGAAAUGACGAACCUACUAAAACUGUGGAUGCAGCUGCAGCUAUUGGGUUGAUGUCAGAUUUACAAGAUAAAUCAGGGUUGCAUGCAGCAUUGAAAGCAGCCGAGGAAAACGGUGAUUUUACAACUGCUGACAGUGUGAAGAAUAUGCUCCAAAAGGCAAGUUUCUCUAAAAAGAUUAAUUAUGAUGCUAUCGACGGUUUGUUUAGGUGA
This is a messenger RNA of Saccharomyces eubayanus, 1767 nucleotides long. It is a transcript of the gene BRF1, whose product is annotated as transcription factor TFIIIB subunit BRF1. Gene Ontology annotation, cellular component: transcription preinitiation complex; nucleus; transcription factor TFIIIB complex. The record is from RefSeq and is a predicted model, not a curated record. Gene Ontology annotation, molecular function: TBP-class protein binding; RNA polymerase III type 3 promoter sequence-specific DNA binding; RNA polymerase III general transcription initiation factor activity. Lineage: Eukaryota; Fungi; Ascomycota; Saccharomycetes; Saccharomycetales; Saccharomycetaceae. The coding region runs from base 1 to 1767 and encodes 588 amino acids. The transcript has a single exon. Gene Ontology annotation, biological process: transcription preinitiation complex assembly; DNA-templated transcription initiation; transcription by RNA polymerase III.